AGUAAGGCCGCAAUGCCCCUGUUCAUAGAGUCUAGCUCCUCCCACUCAUCGUUUUGGUCCUCGUGGAAUAAUGACGGAUUUUGAGCCAAAACUUGCCAACGCAGCAUGUCCAGACCUUCAACACCCCCGCGGGAGCGAAACAUCAUUUAACACGAGUGCACUUCCGAACUCUGCGGAACAGCUGCACGCGGUGCUAGGCGUCGCAGGGCUAGGCGUUGCGAUUGCUCUUGCAUUGUGGCAAGCAAAAGGGCAUCUGCCAACUGACAAAUACGCAUCUAUGUUAAAGGCGGAAGAUAAGAUUGACCCUGACGAAGCUCAAAAAUUCCAGGAGAAAAGCGGACAAACUAAGACGAAGACGGAGAAGAACCGGGAGAAACGGAGAAAGCGCCGCGCCAAAGCUAGGAGGGCAGCCAAAGACUACCAGUGUUAUUAUUUCAUCCAGCGUUCUUGGCAGUGCUUUUAGUAGCAUGAUUGCGGGCUUG
This is a messenger RNA of Cantharellus anzutake, 482 nucleotides long. RefSeq lists its product as uncharacterized. The record is from RefSeq and is a predicted model, not a curated record. The coding region runs from base 71 to 463 and encodes 130 amino acids. Lineage: Eukaryota; Fungi; Basidiomycota; Agaricomycetes; Cantharellales; Hydnaceae. The transcript has 4 exons.